AAAGGACAAAGGCUAGCAAAACAGGAACCGUGGGAGGUGGGACAAUCACAAGAGGAGGGCAGGGCAACCUGAAAAGACGUUGAAUUUCACGGGCAAUCUUUGAAAAACCCACUUACGUAAACCUUCGAUUCUUCUUCCUCAAUGAUAAUCCCACCAAACCCUGCAACAAUCAACAUUCAUCACUAUCAAUUCGAUCACUGUAACUAAAACCCUCAGAUGAAAUCUGGGUCUCAUUUUCUCUUUUUCUGUGUUUUCUCCAUCAUCGUUGUUGCUCUCUCCUUCUCAACCGACGUCGUUUUGUCCUCUUCUAGAGAUUUAUCCUUCCACCAUUCUACCGGAAGAAAACCGCUCUCUCUUCCUCCGAAACAAGAUUUGGAGCUAGUAGCUGCUCCUAAUGGCACCGUGUAUCUGAUAGAUACUGAUGAUAGAAAAGUAAUAUGGUCCUUUGCAUCAGGGCCUCCAAUUUACAUGUCUUAUCACAUUCCUGUCCAAGAAGGUGAUGAAAAGGAUAAAGCAGUUGGUCACAGUAGAUAUUCUUUUCUGGACUGUGGAGAUGACUGGGAGUUAUAUCUGAACAAUAAAUAUGGAAAGCUGAAACUUGAAGGUACUAUUCAAGACUAUGUGAAGAAAACACCAAUAUAUGAGGAUGAUGAAGUUACUGUGGGAUCCAUGCAUUCUACAGUUUUUAAGGUUGAUCUUCGGACUGGAAGGCUUAUUUAUAAUUAUGGAAAAUCUGUAUCUAGUAAGGUGGCACAAGGGGACGUUGAGACUCCGUCUGCUGAGGGCAGAUUUGAAUCCAAAAGUUCUGGCUCUUCAAGUGUCAAAGGUCCUGAUGUGGAGCUAUACAUUGAAAGAAUAGAUUAUUCACUCUCUACUAAGGCCUUUGAUAAAGAUCUGUGGAAUCUGACAGUUGGUUUCUUUAAAGCCAAAGUUCGAUGUAGAGGGACUGAUCAGUCGGUGGAUGGAGCCUUAGAGAAAUUGGAUUACAGAUUGGUCUCUGGUUCUGAUGUUCCUAGGGUUGUCUCAUUUCCUUGUGAAUUUGAAUUUUCUGUUCGCCGUUUUCGCAAGCAGAGUUUGUUUGAUUAUUUUCUUGGACUAGAUGGCUUACCUGAUACCCUGAAUGAUCCUAGUACUCUUCCAGCUGGUGAUUCAAGCCACAUGCUUCCUUCGCCACAUAAAGAUGAUAAAACUUCACCUAGUCAUCAGAAAGGGGUCUCUUUACCUACUCUUAGCCAUCUUCGCCCUUCGCGUGAAGUUCUAGAAAUUGAUGUACGCACUCAUGGGAGGGUUCAGAGUUUGAGAUUGUUAAUCAGGAGAUAUAUUCCAUGGACUUUUUUUUUUCUUGCUCUCCUUGUCAUUGGCUUUGCUUUCCAUCACAAAUCUGCAGUAGAAAGAGAAAAAUAUGAGUUAGAUGUGGAGUCUAGUUUGAGCACUCAACCUGUAACUUCCAAAAGGAAAAGAUCUCGUAAAUCAGGGAAGAAUGUAACUGCCCCAGAAGAAAAUCAGCAUAAGGAAAAGUCUGUUAGACGCUGGCUGAAUCUUAAUAGUCUUUUGCAGGGUGAGACAGAUGGACGCACAAUUGGUAAAUUAUUUGUGAGUAAUAGAGAAAUAGCCAAGGGAAGCAAUGGUACUGUUAUAUAUGAGGGAAUUUAUGAAGGGAGGAAGGUGGCUGUGAAACGCUUAGUUCAGGCUCAUCAUGAUGUGGCCUUUAAAGAAAUUCAAAACCUUGCUGCAUCUGACCAACACCCAAACAUUGUUCGAUGGUAUGGCAUGGAGUAUGACCAUGAUUUCGUGUAUCUUUCUCUCGAGUUUUGUUCUUGCAGCUUAUAUGAUCUUAUUGAGUCAUAUGUGGAUUCUUCUCAUCACUCUAUGACCUUUGGUGACAAAUCAUUGAGUGCAAGAACAGAGUACGGACUCAAGUUGAAGUCUCUGAAAGCCGCUAUGAAAGACAUUAAAUUGUGGAAAAGCAACGGCUAUCCUUCUGCCUUGUUGUUGAAACUAAUGAGGGAUGUAGUUUCUGGUGUUGUUCAUUUGCAUGAACUGGGAAUAAUUCACCGUGACUUGAAGCCUCAAAAUGUAUUGAUAAACAAGGAUAAAAUCCUCUGUGCGAAGCUUUCUGAUAUGGGCAUUAGCAAGCGGCUUCUUGCAGAUAUGUCUUCGUUAGGUCAUCAUGCUACUGGUCAUGGAAGUUCUGGCUGGCAAGCUGCCGAACAGCUACUUCUUGGACGCCAGACACGGGCUGUUGAUAUGUUUAGCUUAGGCUGUGUCCUCUUUUUCUGUGUGACUGGUGGCAGACAUCCUUUUGGCGAUCGAUAUGAUCGUGAUGCCAAUAUUAUCAGGAACCAAGUGGAUCUCUUCCUGGUGGAGAAUAUGCCAGAAGCACUGGAACUUUUUUCUCGUUUACUCCAACCAGACCCUCAAAUGCGGCCUAGGGCACCCGAGGUUCUACACCACCCAUUCUUUUGGAAUUCUGAAAUGCGAUUAUCAUUUCUACAUGAUGCUAGUGACAGAGUUGAAUUAGAAGACAGAAAGACUAAUUCAGAUAUCCUUAAUGCAUUGGAAAGUGUUGCACCAACAGCUGUAGGUACUAAAUGGAAUGAAAAACUGGAGCGAAAAUUUCUUGAUGACAUGGGACGUUACAGACGUUACAAGUAUGACAAUGUCCGAGACUUGCUGCGACUCAUGCGAAAUAAGUUGAAUCAUUAUCGGGAGCUGCCUGCUGAAGUUCAGGCACUUGUGGGAUCAGUCCCUGAUGGAUUUGAUGAAUACUUCUCCAGCAGAUUUCCCAGACUAUUGAUUGAGGUGUAUAAGGUGGUAUAUAAGUUAUGCAAAUAUGAAAAAUGGUUUCAGAAAUAUGUUCAACCUCAAGGCAGUCUACUUUGAGCUGCCUAAUAGUGGAUUCAGAUGUUCCAGCCUGUAUAUAACUAUAUACGCAUAUGAGUGUGUUUACAUUAUCAUUAAACAGUUCAGAUGUAAAUGAAAAUCCAUGUAAUUAUCUCCUCCAACAUGUAUAUGUAUCAGAUAUCAGAUGUAACGAGUAUAACGCCUCAUUUUCUGUAUUGUUAAUUGUUUCCAAUUUCAGACCA
Molecule: messenger RNA, 3086 nt
Organism: Beta vulgaris subsp. vulgaris (sugar beet)
Lineage: Eukaryota; Viridiplantae; Streptophyta; Magnoliopsida; Caryophyllales; Amaranthaceae
Product: serine/threonine-protein kinase/endoribonuclease IRE1a
Exons: 7
Coding region: 217-2883 (888 amino acids)
Biological process (GO): mRNA processing; intrinsic apoptotic signaling pathway in response to endoplasmic reticulum stress; IRE1-mediated unfolded protein response
Cellular component (GO): IRE1-TRAF2-ASK1 complex
Molecular function (GO): RNA endonuclease activity; ATP binding; protein serine/threonine kinase activity
Source: RefSeq, a predicted model, not a curated record